This is a messenger RNA of Ostrea edulis (European flat oyster), 6226 nucleotides long. RefSeq names its product receptor-type tyrosine-protein phosphatase kappa-like. The transcript has 35 exons. The record is from RefSeq and is a predicted model, not a curated record. NCBI's taxonomy places the organism in Eukaryota, Metazoa, Mollusca, Bivalvia, Ostreida, Ostreidae. Gene Ontology annotation, biological process: protein dephosphorylation. Bases 565 to 5391 code for a protein of 1608 amino acids. Gene Ontology annotation, molecular function: protein binding; protein tyrosine phosphatase activity.
CGUGCCUAAAUACUUGACUUGGUUUCACGGCGGAAAAAAAAUUAAAUGGCCUCAACAGUACAGUAUUACAUUGCCAACAUAUUUCAAAAUGCUUGUGUAUGGAUAUUUUUAAUGAAGCAAGUAAGUGAAUUCGUGAAAGCGAAGAGGAUUAAUCUAAAUACUACCCUAUCCCAGAUCUCAUGAGGCACGGACUUUUGAUAUUUAUCAAGUAAAUUUUUAAGCUAUCCGAGUCAAACACUACUUAUUAAAGUGUGUCCUAUGAAAUCAAUCGAUUUAUCUAACAGAUGCUUGGCUCUACGGAAGGUGCGUGUCCGGUACCUUCACCGCGCUCCAGUGGUCGUCUGCUGCGCGGCAGUUCCUCUUUUGGUUUUGGAUGCUGAGGGAGGAAGGUCAUGACGCACGCGCGUUGUUUAUUUUCAUGCAUCUUUUUCAUCCUGUCAGACUGAGGAAAUGAGAAAAACAUUUACAAUGUAGGGCAGGUUAUCCUGGGAUUUUUACAUUAAUUCAAGUACAAAUAAUUUUCAUUGUGAUGGAUUUUCAAGUUCUUCAAACCAAUUCCUGAGCAUGUUACUUGUUGGAUUAUUAUUUUUCACGUUUAUUGUGAAUCCAGUUACAACUGAAAACUCUGACUUAGAGGCUUUACAAAGAGAAUGCAAAGAUGGGACGUUUGGAUACCGAUGUUUGUUCACCUGUCGUUGCUAUAGAAACCGCGUGUGUGACAAGAAGACAGGAAGAUGCCCGCGUGAUGAAUGUGCCAACGGCUUCUGGGGACAAGGCUGCCAGUUAGAUAACAACUGUUUUUACAAUGGUCGUGCGCGGAGUUACAUGGGAACUAAAUCAGUCACGGACAGCUUGUUUACAUGUCAGCGAUGGGACACUCAGGAUCCCCAUAGACACUCAUAUAACGGACAGGACUUUCCGGACCGGAGGCUUCCGGAUAGCUUCUGCAGGACAACAAAAGACGCCGCCAGACCCUGGUGUUACACAACAGACAAAAACAAGAGAUGGGAGCACUGCAAUAUAAACAACUGUAACUGUCCAACAUGGCGGUUUGGACCAAACUGUGAGCAGGAGUGUCACUGCGCAGACAUCAGUGAAGCAUGUGACAGUAUCCUUGGUAUUUGCUCCAGCGGCUGCGCACAAGGCUGGGAAGGUUAUAACUGUCAAACUCCUACAGCAUGCCCGACUAACAAGUAUGGCUGGGAUUGCACCAAAACCUGCUUCUGCAAAAACCCAUUUCACUGCAAUCGCUACACGGGACCAACAGACAAUUGUGAAUGCAAGGAUGGGUACUUCAAUCCCCCCUUCUGCCAAGCAGUUACGCCCCCUGAAAUCCUGUACUUUAACAACGACAAAGUCAAUCCCGGGCAGCCAGCCAUUUUUAACUGUACCGUCACAGCUUUCCCAACCCCGAAACCAAAUGAGAUCACACUAGAGGGUUUCUCCCCCGACCGGAAGUUGGAACAGCUGCAGUCCAAGGAGUUGAACCCCUACCUCUACACUCGGUUCAACGUGUGGAAAGUGGAUAGCGUGAAAGAAGAGGAAACUGUUACCUGUACGGUGUCUGGACAGGCUGGGACCAAAUCUCAGACCAUAAAGGCCAAUGUUUACCAAUUACCAGUAUUAUCUUUACCCCCGAACAUUGCGAAGGAGGGUCCCGGUGUUCGGGAUGUCGCUAUAACGUGGCUCCCAUGGAGUAAAGUUAACGGGGAUGUAGGGGAACCACCUAUCAUGUGGUACAGUAUCUGGCUCCAAACACUGGGCCUCGGCCGGGAGGAGAAAGUAGGUAUAGUCACCCAUUUCAACUGCGGCAAAGAAUGCAACUUCACCAUAGACGAACUGAAACCAAAUACAGAAUACGCAGUGAGAAUCUCCACCCGCAGGGACGGAGAGGGAGGGGAGGGGACCCCAGGGCCUUUCAAAAAGUUUAGGACGCUUUGUGCAGCCCCCAGCCAGCCCCCGCUGAUAGAAUCGGUAACCAGCUCCUUUGAAUACAAUUCAUCAUUCCCAGAAACACAAUUAAUACUCAUGUGGAGGGUACGUCAUCCGCUCAACUUGAAAGAAGCAAUAUCAGACCCACCGCUGGAGACUUGGAAUUGUAAUAACAUUAGCGUCUACCUCAUUCAUCUGAACAGCAAGUCUGCAGACUACGGUCAGAAGAACGCUAUCUUUGUAUCUGGCGACACCCCGGGAAAUUUCAAAAAUGUUAAAAGUGCUGUGAUUCCGGACCUUAUCCCCGCUACUGAGUACUGUGUUACUAUGAGCUUUACUAACGGACAGGAGAUGCAUAGCCCUAAAUCUGAGGAGAAAUGCCUUGUUACAGUACAAACAACACCUGCCGCCCCUCGACAUCUGAAGUUACUAGACCGAACCAGCUCUUCCCUGACAGUCACGUGGGAGGCUCCGAUAAGGAGCUCUAGUGGGAUCAAUGCCUACAUGAUGAUCUUGUGGAAGGGGUACUGGAAGGAAAUGGCCCAGACCACGGGGAUUGAGAUCCGCCCCACCUCCAGUUUGAUGGAGCAUACGAUCGAAGAACUGGAUUCUAACACACAGUACAACAUACAGAUCAUGGCUGUUAAUUCUGCCGGACAAGGCGAUCCCACGCCAGUUCUUUCCGCAUCUACUUUAGAGGGAGUUCCCUCUGAAGUAACUGCCUUCAAAAAUGAAUCCCGAACCGAUAACUCGAUAUCUUUGGUAUGGAAGGAACCGGGGCUUAGUAAUGGAAAUAUUCAAUCCUAUCUGGUUUCGUGUAAAUCAGAAAAUUCACAGCACAAGAAUAGAGUAGUUCCAAGCAAAGUCACCCGCGUGACUAUUGGUGGCCUAAGGAGUGGUACGAUGCAUACCUGUAGUAUCAGCGCCUCUACCAGCCAGGGGUCUGGUCCCACCAAAUCCAUCAAAGUGUGGACUAAGAACAUUGACCCCAUCCAACCACCAGCUCCUGUUAUCUUGGAACGCUCAUCCACCACAAUGACUUUAUCUCUACAACCUCUAGAGGAUGAAAACAUAAGUUUUUACCGAAUCAUAGUGGAGGAAACGUCUUUCGCAUCAUCUUAUCGAGUUUCAAAACGAGGCAUUGAAGAUGGCAUUCGUGACGUCAGAUUAGAUUUUAAAGGUGCCAAAGAACGUGAUGUCAGAGCGUAUAUUGCUGCCCAACUACCACGUGACCAUUCCUAUCAAGUCUUUGUAGUUGGCGACAACAGUACAUAUGAGGGAUAUUAUAACGCACCACUGGAACCACGGCGCGAAUAUUCCAUCUGGUAUGGAGCCUACACAAUAUUGGAUGGGUUAGAAAAGAAGUCCUUCUCACAAGCCUUAAGUGAAGAAGCACGAAGAGUAACAACAGCUCCCGAGAACAACCAUGCCCCAGUCAUCGUCGCUGUCAUUGUUGUUUUCAUCUUGCUUAUCCUUGUCUUCGCACUGUUUCUCUUCUUGUGGAGGAAACGCCAUAUUGCCUCAGAGAGAGAGAAAGCGGAGAUGCCAAAUUUUGGUCCCACUAUCAUUCCAGAACCGGACACUUCAACUCCGUCCACUCCUGUUGAAUUAGCACAAUGGUACAGAAAUGAUAUCGAGAUAGAACCAUUAAUUGAGCCCAGUUCCGGUACGGAUGGGGACUCAGAACCAGUUUAUGGCAAUAUAGGUCUCUGUACGAUAGUUCCGGUCAAGGUCGAAGAUCUCUGGGAUUAUGUCAAGGCCAAUAAGAUAAACGAAGCAGAAGGCUUAAAACGAGAGUACAGGCUUAUUCCUGUUGGUUUGACGGCAAGCUGCGAAAUUGCAAAGAAAUCCGAAAACAAGGACAAGAAUCGCUAUGGAAAUAUCAUUGCCUAUGAUCAUAGUCGUGUUGUUCUGAAGCCGAUGAAUGGAGAUGUUCAUGACGAUUACACAAAUGCUAACUAUAUCGAGGGCUACAAAAGGUCAAAAGCUUACAUUGCUGCACAGGGGCCAACAAAAUCCACGAUGAACGAUAUCUGGAGAAUAGUUUGGGAAGAAAAAUCUAAAACAGUCAUUAUGUUAACCAACCCGACGGAAACGGGAAAGAAAAAAUGUGAGCAAUACUGGCCAGAGGCUAGCGACACAAAGGAAUACGCGGGUAUCAAGGUCAAACUCGUCUCAGUUGAGAGUCAUCCAGACUUCUCAAUUAGAACAUUCCAUAUACAAAGGGAUGGUGAGAAUCGAACCAUUAAACAAUUUCACUACACCACGUGGCCAGAUCACGGAGUUCCCAAAUUUGGACACUCCCUUUUAUUGAUGAGACAAAAGAUCCGCGUCUACGACCCCCUGAAUAAUGGACCACCCAUUGUACACUGCAGUGCUGGUGUGGGACGAACAGGGACCUAUAUCGCUGUGGAUGUGAACCUGGAACAGGCCAAACACGAGGGGAUUAUAGAUGUGCAUAACUUUGUCCAGCUGAUGCGGACCCAGCGGGUCAAUAUGGUGCAGACAUUGGAACAAUACAUCUUCGUCUAUGACGUUCUGCUGGAAGCCUUGAUAUGUGGGGAUACCACCAUCCCCGUGGUCGCUUAUCCUGAGGCCUUGUCAGAAAUGUUGGAAUACGAUCAAAGCAUCGGCAAAUCCAAACUAGAGGAGCAAUUUGAGGUGUUAAAUCUGAUAUCAUCUACAAUGGAAAAAGAAGACACAUCUGCUGCCUUAAAACCAGAGAACAUAUUCAAAAAUAGGGACAAAAAUGUUGUGCCAGCCAACAGAUGUCGUCCCUACCUAGUUACACCCGUGGAGGAUUACAAUAAUUACAUUAACGCUGUCUUCCUCAACGGUUAUCACAGGAAGGAUGCCUUCAUUGUUACUCAGAUGCCUUUGCCGAAUACUGCGGUGGAUUUCUGGAGAAUGAUUUAUGAUCAGAAUUCCUACUGCAUCGUCAUGUUGAAUGAAAUUGAGGAGACUGAUGAAAUGUGUCAGCAGUACUGGACUCUGGAAACUUGUGGUGAAAAGUUUGGACCUUUCAUAGUGGAAACCACAGCAGAAAUCAAAUCUGAUCCCAGUAUUACUGUGAGGGACUUCACCAUUACGAAUACCCUAAAUCCACAGGAAGUUCCUCGCGUGAUUCGUCAGUUCCAUUUCCACCGAUGGCAAGACGGUUCGCCGGUCCCUAACACCAAAGCCUCGCUGCUAGACCUGCUGGAGAAUGUGGACACAUGGCAAAACCAGUUCAAAAACACCCCAGUUACCGUCCAUUGCAUGGAUGGAGUGGAGAGGAGUGGAGUGUUCGUGGCGGCAAGUUGUCUUGUGGAGCGGAUCAAACUAGACAGAGAGGUGGAUGUAUUCCAGUCUGUGAAACAGAUGCGACUAAAUCGAUCUCAACUUAUUUGUAAUAUGGAACAAUACCGAUUUUGUCACGAGUUGGCUCUGGAAUAUCUGCAGGCAUCAUCCACAUCAUGACAUCAUUUAUGACAUAAUUCAAGGAGAAAUCCAUGCUGUGUCAAAGUUGUGAAGUGGUGCUAGUGACGUCAUCACCAGGACACUGGAAGAUUUUCGAGUCGCUUUCAGAAAUCGUUAUGGUGCUAGUAUCAUGUAAAAGACUACAUAUUUUGAAUCCUAUUUUUCUAAGAUUCUUAUAAAGUGGUGAGUACUGCAUCAUAGAUAAAUGAAGUUUUACGGUUCCCCUUUGUCUUGUAAUUUAGGGAAAUGAUGAAUUUUGGGGGAUCGUGGAUUUGUGUAUGCACUAUCGUCUAAAUAGAGGAGAGAAUGUUUGCGGUUCAUCAUUGCAUCAAUGUCUGCUGUAUUUUACUCAGAGCUUUGUAUCAUCAUACAAUAUCUGUGAUAUAAUAUAACAAAAGUGUAUUUUAACUCAUAAAAUCUAGUCGAAAAAAUGUGCAAUAUAUUACCAUGAUAUUAGAGAAAACCUGUUGUAAAGCAGGUAAUAUGUAUGAAAUAGUAUUUAUUUCCUUACAUUUCAUACUGUCAGCAUUAUCAUACGUCAAUUUCUAUAUCCUUUUCACAUUUUAUGGAAUAAGUAUGGAGGUGUAUAUUAAUAACUAUUUUGAUUUAUCAUACAAUUAUUCUAAUCACGUGUGGUAAUACUAAUCGUAAAAACUGACAUUUUACAGAUAAAUAGUCAGUUAUUUCCAGGUUUGCUUAUUUCAAAGAAAACCAAACAUGACAAAUUUCAGUGUUGUGAAUAAAUGAAGACUGUUGAAUAUAUCGUUGAGCUUUCAGUUAUUGCGUAUAAUAUUGUAACACUGUACAAAUACAAAUAAAAAUAUUAUAUAAUACA